CAUGAGCGCUCCGACUCCAGCUGUGUACCAAGGCUAUCCCCCACCUUCACAGACCGUAAACCAACCACAACAAGGCUAUCCUCCACCUUUACAGACCGGAUACCAAUCACAACAAGGCUAUCCACAAACUGCAGCAGCUGGUUACCAGCCUAAUCAGACUGGAUAUCAACCUGGUGGGUACCAACAACAGACUAGUUUUUCACAGGCAACAAAGGCAGGGUACCCGCGAGAUCAGACUGGUUACCCACACGAACCGAAAAAAGGUUAUGCCGGGAAACAACAAUCUGCCUCACCAUCUUACUCACCAUCAGUGCCGCCACCACCUUCGGUGCCACCACAGCCCUCAGUGCCGCCACCACCCUCGGUGCCACCUCAGCCCUGCGUGCCGCCACCACCAUAUUCUCCUUGAACGUCAUAAAGUUAUCAGUUAUGAAGCCCAAAUUUGGACAUGAAUCUUCAUUUUUGUCGUAUUUGAUAUCUUUUAUAAUUACAUGUUUUAAGUAGUACACAGUUUUGUUUUAAUUAUCUUAGUAUAAUCGCGACCUUUUUACACAUUAUUAUUUACCCACU
Molecule: messenger RNA, 570 nt
Organism: Dreissena polymorpha
Lineage: Eukaryota; Metazoa; Mollusca; Bivalvia; Myida; Dreissenidae
Product: annexin A7-like
Exons: 2
Coding region: 2-409 (135 amino acids)
Source: RefSeq, a predicted model, not a curated record